Messenger RNA from Sabethes cyaneus, 1357 nucleotides. RefSeq lists its product as uncharacterized. NCBI's taxonomy places the organism in Eukaryota, Metazoa, Arthropoda, Insecta, Diptera, Culicidae. Gene Ontology annotation, cellular component: U12-type spliceosomal complex. Gene Ontology annotation, molecular function: U12 snRNA binding; pre-mRNA intronic binding. Bases 1 to 1305 code for a protein of 434 amino acids. The record is from RefSeq and is a predicted model, not a curated record. Gene Ontology annotation, biological process: mRNA splicing, via spliceosome. The transcript has a single exon.
AUGGAAUCGAAUCUUCAGCUUUGUAUUCGCAAUUUUCCGGAUUCGUUUAAAGAAAGUGAUAUUAGUGAAUUUUUGACUUACUUCGGAAUAAGCGGUGUAAAGUUUCUCAAACGUCGAAACAAAAUCAUUACGAUUGUUAGCCUACACGAUGAACUGUUGGUUCAAAACGUAUUAUCUCGGCUGCAUCAACUGAAAAUCUUGGACAAACGUUUGUGUGUAGAAUAUUACACUCCUAGCGAAGUGGAAAUAGUGGACGUGAAUCCGCCGGCUGGCCCGGUCGAUGUUCAAAAACAAUCAGCUCAAAAAAUAAGCGACUUCGUCAAAGCUCUACUUGCCGUUCAUCCCGUGGACUUUAGUCAACCACCACCGCCUUAUCUACGGUAUCGCUAUCCACGACCGACACGGGAAAUCAUUGACAGUAUUUGUGUUGCGUUGGAAUCCGUACCCAAAUUCUACACCCAAGUACUACAUCUCAUGAACCGUAUGAACCUGCCGCCACCAUUUACGGCUCAAAACAUUCAGCGGAUACAAACAGAAACGACCAAAAGAGAUGCUUCCCAACAAACAGAUUUGACACUUAUGUCAGACCCACUCCUGGCCGAUGGAGAAUCUGAAUUGGAGUCGGAUGAAGAGAAUGCACCAAAAGCACCCUCCAAACAUCGAUUGGGACUGACAAAGAACCGCUUCAAACCAUACACGCUUCCCAAAAAUGUACCCGUCAUAAAGCAUACGGUAGAUCGGAUGUUCCACCAACCUGAGAUUAAACAAACGCACAGCAUAAAAUUGCGUCUACCGGAAGAAUUGACUCGCGUUCGAAAAAUAAUUUCUCCGGAGCCGAUGGACGAACACCCAGCACACCAACCGGAACCGGAACCAGAACCAAUCGCUUCAGAAACCCCGUCCUGUAUUUCCGAGAGUGAACUACAAGCGAACCGCAUCCCAUCGGAUCAACUGAGCGAGCUGCACGUGUUCAAAAACUAUUCACCUGGUGUACCAUCCAAUAAGCUAUACAUAAAAAAUCUCGCCAAAACGGUAACGGAACAGGACCUGCAACGAAUCUUCUACCACUUUCAACUGAAAGACGCGGCCCGAGAAAUCGAUAUCAAACUCAUGCAGAGCGGCCGUAUGAAGGGUCAAGCAUUUGUAACUUUCCAAUACGCCUACGAGGAGGACCUGGAACAGCUUAAGGAAAAACCCAUCGAACGCGCCUUGCGCCUCACGAAUGGCUUCAUACUGAAGGACAAACCAAUGGUGGUCAUGUACGGCAAGACGGGCGGCAACGUUGGCGGGGAGAAGGCUGCGUGAUCGUGAGCUUAAAGCGUAGUUUUGUUAAAAUGCGCGUCGCGAAUGCAAAAUC